CAAUCCAAGCCGAGACAAGGGGAUCGCGUGGAUGCAUGGAUUAGGGACUCGCGGGGACGGCGGUACCUAAACGCUAAUUUUAACAUGUGAAUGGUUGUGUGCAACUCUUCAGUUCGCAGUGUAAAAUGGUGCGGAAACUUCCGAAGCAAUAACAAUCACCGAUCCUAUUCCAUACUGGCAGAUGACUGAUUUUCAUUGCUGAGUGACUGGCAAAAAAGUACCUGUAAAACAAGCCAUUCUUACCUCUCAAAACUUUUUCUGGAGCUGUUUCCUGAGCUCUGAGUGCAUCGUUCUGGCAGGCUCAGGUAUAUGCAUCUUGGGUUGAGCCGGUUGAGCACACUCAGCAGUUGGAGUUGCAACAUUUACCAAAGGAAGAAGUGUUCAGCAAGUGCUUCAUCUGCUCAGCCCACUUCACGGAUGAAGACUUUCAAGACAGGAGUGUAUGACAAAAUUGACAGCAGUCCCUUCUCUGCGUAAGAGCCUACAUGUUCGAACAUAACGGUUAUGUCUGGAUGUUGUACCACCAAGAUGAUAGUUACAAGUGGGGUGCCCUUAGCCAGUGCUCCGGAGACUAGCAAUGUUGUCGAGGCACCUUGCCAAGUCGUAAAACAACCUACAUCGUCAACUUGUAUACAAACUGCACAUCUCAAAGAACCAGGCAACGUUGAUCCCUCAGCUACACCUCUGCAUUGCUUGCCAGGAAACAAAGCAUCUGGAAGUUCUUCGCAUGGCAGGCCACUUUCAGAACAUGUGAAAGGAAGAGUAGAAUGCUCUGCCAAAUGGUGCCGAAAUCGUGCGGCCAGUUCUGCCUGCUCCUUUUUCCGAUUCCCAAAGGAUGAGAGGAGAUUCAAAUGGCUUCACUAUGCCAACCGUCCUGAUCUCGAGGGUCUCCCCCCAGAAAAACUACACGAGAGGAGGUUGUGCUCCGCACAUUUCACGACCGACGCUUUCUCGAGCAGGCACAGGGUCUGGCUAAAGAAAACUGCUUGCCCUUCUGUCAUCGUGACUGACCCGGUGAUGAAAUAUCUCGUCCCAGAAGAAUUUUUCUGUCCAAAGGAAGGACCUUCUACCUGUACUACAGAAUCGACUGCAUCUUCUUCUCAGACGUCUCCGUGCAACCCAGUGGAAAAAAUGCCCUCAUCAGUUAUGCCAUCUCUAGAGGGGGAUGCUGUUCAUGAUAAGAGCCAGCUAGGAAAUGCUGGCAAUACAGAACCAGUAUCUUCAGAGCAGCCACCUUCCAAAAAAGCACAAGAGACAGCCACGACCAAGUCAUUUAUACCAAUAGCAAUGAAGAAACCGACAGUGGCUAUUCCUCCUAAUACAACCCUGAACAGUGAUGAGAACUUGCCAGUACCCAUCACUGCCCCUCCAGAGCCUGAACCUUUGCAGAAACUCAUGCCUCUAACUUCAAUGGAGCAGGUUCCAGUAGCUCCAGGGAUUGUCUACUACAGGCUCCGUGAGAGGGGGACAGCAUGCGACGCAGAAAUCGAUGUACACGAAGGUGCUGGUCCGUUAGAGACUGGAGAAAGGAGCAUGGACACCGAAGAUACACAAUAUUAUUAUGCAGAUUCACCUGGUUCACUCUACUCAUCUGUUGUUGAGACUUCAGCUGCCACGGUUGCAUUGCAAACAGAAGAAAGCAACAUGGAAAGAUCAAGCUUCAAUGUGCUGUUUUGUUGCUGCAACUCUGAGGGAGCAAAUACUCAGAUCUCCCAUAAACCAGUGGACACAAAGUUAUCCAAAUGGACUAUAUCAUAUAUCAAAUAUUCUUGACAAGCCCAGCUGUUUGACACUGCUCUAGCAAGCUCUAUAGCAUGUAUUGGUCUCCUGCUCACAUAUUGCCUUCGCCUUCUGCAUUCGUUUAUGGCAGACACAAGAGGUCACAACCUUCCCUAUCGCAAACUAGUCCAGCAAACCGUAGAGGUAAAAAUAAAUGAAGAAAUAAACGAUCCAAAAAAGAAUUGCAAAAAAAAGGCCACUGUUGUUCGCCAACA
This is a messenger RNA of Ornithodoros turicata, 1994 nucleotides long. RefSeq lists its product as uncharacterized. The record is from RefSeq and is a predicted model, not a curated record. The transcript is spliced from 10 exons. Lineage: Eukaryota; Metazoa; Arthropoda; Arachnida; Ixodida; Argasidae. Bases 505 to 1773 code for a protein of 422 amino acids.